Aphanomyces astaci is the source of this 408-nucleotide messenger RNA. RefSeq lists its product as hypothetical. The coding region runs from base 1 to 408 and encodes 135 amino acids. The record is from RefSeq and is a predicted model, not a curated record. The transcript is spliced from 5 exons. NCBI's taxonomy places the organism in Eukaryota, Oomycota, Saprolegniomycetes, Saprolegniales, Verrucalvaceae.
AUGGUUGAGUGGGCCAACUGGCGCACCCUCACGGAGUCGGUCGAUUGGAGUGCUCGCGGUGGUAUCACCAAGAAUCCGUACGUGCUGACCGCGCGCACAUCAGGUUCGUCGUCUGGCUCGGGCUCGACGGUGGCGGCCAACAUGAUUCCUGUUGCGAUUGGCACGGAGACAGAUGGCAGCAUUGUCGGCCCGGCAUCGUUGCAGUCCGUCGUCGGGCUGAAACCAACGGUGGGUCUUGUAAGUCGCACGGGUGUGAUUCCUAUCUCGACGCGCCAAGACUCUCCAGGCCCCAUGGGCCGCACCGUGGCGGACGUGGCCCGUGUGUUGGAAGCCAUUGCCGGCUUCGACCCGACUGACCCCGCCUCCAAGGACGCCCCCGUGCCCAAGUACUCGCAAACAAGCACAUGA